Molecule: messenger RNA, 315 nt
Organism: Rotaria sp. Silwood1
Lineage: Eukaryota; Metazoa; Rotifera; Eurotatoria; Philodinida; Philodinidae
Source: the annotation of a GenBank genome assembly
AUGGACGCAUUUCUCUCUCAACCAACAUCACAUGGUUAUGCACCACAAGCUGAUCGUGUUCCAGCUAUCCAAUUAAAGAACGAAAUUAAAGCUCGUGCUGCAACAACGGAUGAAUCAUCGAGCUCAAUUCUUCAUUCGGCCUUACGAACAUAUCCUCUAAGUGUCGCUGGUCAACUUCCAAGAAGUGACGCACUUACGCUCACAGUUCGACGACAAUGUACUGCUGAAACAGUCGAUGCCAAUGGUCAUUUACCAGAAAAAUUAAGAAAGACAUAUCGUGAUAAAGAUUUCAUCUUGCACGAAGACGAGCGUUGA